This is a messenger RNA of Elaeis guineensis (African oil palm), 1266 nucleotides long. Lineage: Eukaryota; Viridiplantae; Streptophyta; Magnoliopsida; Arecales; Arecaceae. The record is from RefSeq and is a predicted model, not a curated record.
AUGAGCCGCUUCGCCGAACCCGUCUUUGUGGCCGCCGGCCGUCGGACACCAUUUGGCCGCGGAGGCGGAGCGCUGGCGGCCUACGACACGGUUUCGUUAUCCGUACCAGUGGUGCAGGCGAUGGCCGAGCAUGCGGAGCCCGACCUGGUCGUCUGGGGAACCGUGAUCCCGAACCUUGGCUGGAGCAAUAUUGCCCGCGAGGUCUGGCUCGAUGCCAAGCUUAAUCCGAAUGUGCCGGCAUUCUCCGUCGUUCUCGCAUGCUCGACCAGCAUGACGGCAACCUUCGCAGCGGCGGGCAUGCUCGGCGGUGGAACCGACCUGGCGCUCGUCGGCGGCGGCGAGGUCAUGAGCCGGCCAUCGCUGGCCUUAACCCCGGAAGCAUCGAAGCGGCUCACGGAUCUUUUCGCGAAAGAUCCCGCCGCCGCGCUGGCUGCGCUGCAGGCGCUUACGCCGCGCGACUAUGUCCUACCGACCAAGGGGUGGGCCAACCGCAUCACCGGCAGAACCAUGGGCGAUCAUAUGGAGGAGACGGCCAAGGCCUGGUCCAUCUCCCGCGAAGCCCAGGACGAUUGGGCGCUCAAAAGCCACCAGCGCGCAGUCGCCGGCUGGAAUGCCGGCUUUUUCGAUGAUCUCGUGAUCCCGCUGACCGAGCUGAAGCGCGACGCUAACCCGCGCUCAGACACGUCCGCCGAGCGGCUCGCCGCCCUGAAGCCUGCCUUCGAUCGAGACAGCGGCUUCGGAACCCUGACGGCCGGCAACAGCUCGCCGAUCACCGAUGGCGCGGCCGCCUGCUGGGUCGCCAAUGCGGUUGGCGUGGCAAAGCUACCGUCCGAUACGCCAUAUGUCCGGUUGGUCGACUACGAGGUGUCAGCGGUCGACCUUCACAACGAGGGUCUGCUGAUGGCCCCGUCCUAUGGCAUCCCGCGCCUGCUUGCACGGCAUGGACUCAGCUACCCGGACAUUGCUCUUUGGGAAAUCCACGAAGCUUUCGCCGCCCAGGUGCUGGCGAACGUCGCGGCUAUCACCGACCGUGACUGGGUCCGCACGAAGGCGGGUGUCGACCAAGACAUGGGCCAGUUCGACUGGGACCGCGUCAACCCAAAUGGCGGCUCGGUGGCGAUCGGGCAUCCGUUCGGCGCCACCGGCGCCCGCGACCUCAGCCAGGCGGUGAAGGAGCUGUGGGCGCAGCCGGUGGGAUCACGCGCGAUCGUCAGCAUCUGCGCCGAUGGCGGGCAGGGGACCGUCGCGCUUCUCGAGCGCGUGUGA